UUGGACAUUGCGGAGGAAUCUUCAGUUUCGACGUCGUGUCUGGUGUGUAUACUUUGUACAUAUAAAUACGAAUACUGGACCUCUAUAUCCACUUUCAUGGGUGUUAACAACUUUCGAAGACUUUGGCCCAUUGGCUAUCAUGUUUCCUUCACGAUGUCUUGAGCAAAUUCCUGAGGAAAGUUCUGGCCAGCGGCUCCAACUGUAUUGAAAACUACGAGUCUCUUACAAACAUACGUGAAAAACGAAAUAGCAUAAGAACUGUAAGAAGCAGUUUUAACUGAAAAAUCGAGUCAUUUGAGACAGAGGAUUGGAGACGCUCGUUGUCGAAUAUCGAACCAGGCCAUCAUGGACGUUGAGGCAGCGCUGCUGGAGAACUCUCCAACACUGUCGACGAUCUCGUCGGAUUGCACCGACACCACAUAUUCCGGACCCGGUUCGCCCUAUUCCCCGGAAUCGCCGAUCAUCGUCACCUCCUCGUACAAGAAGACAAAGGAUGACGAGAUCACGCCUAGACCGACGCCCAGGCACCCGCUACCGCCCCGGAAGCCCAACUUCCGGAUACGACCGCCCUACCUUAUGAUCUGUAUCAGCAUCAUAGAGAUAGCCGUUCACUGCCUGGGAGACGAGGCGACGUUGCGCAGGUGGUUGGUCUACGAUCCACGUCAGAGGGUGCAGGGCUGGAGGUUCGUCUCGUACAUGCUGCUGCACUCGAACGCGCUUCACCUUGCGUUGAACGUAGUCAUCCAACUGGUGCUCGCCACUCCGCUCGAGGUGGAACAGGGUCGAAUAGGGGUGGCAACCAUCUACUUAGGAGGUGGUGUUUGCGGAGCCCUUGGAGCAUCUCUUCUUCAACCGAGCCUCUUCCUGGUCGGCGCUUCUGCGGGUGUCUAUGCUUUACUUACCAGUCAUCUGGCGCAUCUUUACCUGUGUCACGGAGAACUCCGCUACGCCGGCUGGCGUCUAGGUGCCGUGUUACUCUUAGCAAGCGCAGACGUGGCGUCACUCCCAAUUCCAGCACUGCUCGGUUGCGGUAGAGUCGGAUGGGCAGCUCACGUGGCUGGCGCCCUGGCAGGACCACUCCUAGGGCUGGCAGUGUUCCCGAAUCAAAGCAAGAAAGACGCUAGAGGACGAAGAUUCGUGAGGUUCGUGCGACUUCUAAGCGCGAUCAGCGUGAUGCUGCUCGUGGUCGGCGCUAUUUUGGGCAACAUCUACGUGAUCGCGUUGCCACAGCUCAGGAAGCCCUCCUGACAGAGGAUCGAGCUGCUCGUCAAGCUCUGCAGACGGUCCUUCCUCAUCGUCAAGAUCAGGGAGGCCGCCGAGAGCGUUUUCGAGUAGGAAAUCGCGCAACUCGCUGGCAAUGGGAAAAUUUUUACGACGUUGCUCGGACCCAGGGAAAGAAAUGAUCGUCGUCGAAGUUGGGAUCGCGUGAAAUUAUAAGAAAAGAAAAAGGAAGAGAAUUGGAAGAUAACGUUAAAGACGAAAAACUUUCGAAACUAAAAUUUCUUGAAUUUGGAAGCAAAAAUAAUAUGGAACUGUAAAUGGAACUGAAAAGCGUCGUUGAAAAGAUAUGUCGGCGAAUGUAUUACGGUGACGUGAGGAUUUGUAGAUUGAUAUUGCGUGGAAGAAAAAUUGUUGUUCGAACUGCGCAAAUGGGUGAACAAUUAUAUGGAAGGAAAAAUAAAACGUUGGAUAUAAAUGAAACGGAACGGAAAAGCAUCGUGCGCUGUUAAAGAGCAAGUGGUUGAUGUACAACGUGGGCGUAGAUCGAUUGGAGCAGCUACUCGCAGACUGUUGUUGCGAUACGCGUGGAAGAACAAAUUUUGUAAACCGUGCAAAUGGGUAAACAAUUAAACGAAGAGAAGAGUAAGAAGCUCGUGGGAGGUAUUACGAUUGAAGACUAUUUGCAAGUCGUUGUUGCGAUACGCGUGGAAGAAGAGAUGCUUCGAACUGUUCAGUUGAGUGAAUAAUUAAAUUGAAGGAGUAGAAGGCUUCUUAUUUGUAGCGAUUGUCGGAUAUAAAUUGAGAAGAAGGAAAUUGAAGAUGGAUGGAAAUGUAUCUAUCGAAGCAGGAAGAAAGCAGAAGAGGGACAAAGAUACAUGUACGUUAAUCUUAUUAAGAACUUGGCUAAACUUAGAGUUUAUCAAGCCGAGAAAAGCGUGCGUUUAAUUACAAAAGGAGAAAUACUUUCCGCAACAAAUAUUUAAAUAUUUAAGGGAACGAAAAUCGCUGAGGAAUUAAAACGGUCCAGCGAUUUCUAUCGAAAUAAUAUUUACCUUUACCGAAACUGCCAGAAGAGAACCACUCACCGAAUGAAUCGCCUAAAAUAGAUAAAAAUAAAAAUAAAGAAAAAGCAAGAUCAAUCGAUCAACCAAAAAAAAAAAUAAAUAAAUAAAUAAAUAAAUAUAAAAAGCGAGAGCAAUCUAAACCAAUCUUAGGGAGAGAAAGAAGGAAGAAAAUUGCCUGAAAUUCCAGCUGGCUCGAUUCAAGUUUCUUCGACUGUAUCGACAGGAAUGAUCAAGGGUCUGCUUUUCGAAAGAACUAUAGCAUCCUGUCUGUGUUUAGUAUACUUCUCUGCAAGGUCUAGCCGUUCUUCAAUUUCUACCUGAUGUAUUCGGCUAGCGGAAAGCAGCAGAAAGAUAUUCUGGAAAUUUACGUUGGCCAAGCUGUCUCUAAUCGUGGGAUUACGAGAGGUCGUUGCUCGUGGCCAACGUUUGUUCCAACGGUUGACGAAUCGACGUCGUUUCGACGAAGAAUGGACGCGUCGUAUAAAUCGCUUAUAUCGCGAUUCUUUAUUGCACUCAUCAAUGUUAAGACGCCAAGAUGAAUAGGAAACUUCGACUUGACGCUUUUUGGUGUUUGUUUGGAUGAAAGCGGAGGAGCUGGAUUCUGAAAGAGGCGUAGAAUUCCAUUUGGAGAUGGAUGUAGAACUCUCGAUUGUACACCUUCGACGAUUGAAAAGAAGCGAGAAGAAGGAAUUGACGGGACUGGGAUUGUUUAACGGUGAACGUAGAACUUUUAAUUGCACCCUCGGCGAACGGAGAAAAGAUAGAAAGAAGAAAUUGAAAGAGUUGCACCGUAUAAUGACGGGAUCAGUAAGUUUGACCGUGUGUUUGAUAAAUAGCAGAAUGUUGAAAGUAGAGAUUAAGGUAACUACUGAUUUGGUUCUUCGAUAAUGCGUGCCAUGUGAAACGAUGGAUUUGGUUGUUCAACUUUAGACCCCUUAACUUUCAACGAAGGAGGAAUAAAUUGAAAGGAGAAAUUGAAGGGAAUAGAUCGUCGAGAGUUAAAACUUGGUGAUAUAGUUUCAAUUUACUUCAGUUCCUAGGUGGAUGAAGAACAGAUUGAAAUCGGAAGUUAGACAGUGUUCAAUAAUGAGUGUGAUCGAUAAUAAUAAAAUACUCUUCGCUGGUUACUCAGUGGCUAUGCAGAAAAGAUCGGACGAAAGUUGAAGAAAAUAGACUGUUGGAAAAUAAAUUUCGUGUAUAAUUUCAAUUUUCUUUUUAGUUCUCGACGGAUGAGAAAGAGAUUAAAAGCAAAGGUCGAAGAAAGCAGACUAUUCAAAGAUAAACUGAUACGAACGUUCGACCUUAGCCCUUGAUAGAUAAAGGAAAAAUGUUAAAAGCAUAGCUUUUCGCACUUUUGCUGUACAUUUAGCGGACGAAGAAAACAUGAAACGUUCGUCUUUCUUAGGCAAAAGAAACGAUAGAAGGAAAAGUCAAAAAGAUUAAAGAAGUUGGACUUCUUAAAGAUCGCUGUAGAACUUUAGACUGUACUUGAUGUAAAGAGAAACUGUACAAUCGAGUGGAGAAUCAAAGGUAUGAAUCUUGUUUUGUGUUCUCGUUCGACGAAACGGUGAGUGAAAGACUGAUUCGUGAAAGUUCGAAGGUUAGAGAGAAAGAAGAGCGUUUAAUAGGUGGAUAAGAUGAUUUUGUUGAAUCGAAGCGUUCAGGACAAUGGCACGAGAACUGUAGCGAAUGAUGUCGAUCGGCAGAUAGUUGCCGAGGCGACGACUGUACAAUUGACUAGUAGUAAGCCUGAAAUCCGUUGAUUGGUAACGUAUUGGUAGACCGUUGUUCCUGGUUGCACGAAAAUCGAUGAACAAGAGAGACAUUACGCUGCGUGUACUUUUCCAAAAAAAAGUCGUUUUUUAAGUUCACUUCAUUUAUGAACACAUGGAAUAAUUUUUUCAGUCAAGAAAUACCUGUUGUACAAAUUACAUGCUGUAAUUUCCAAGCUUUUCCCCUAUUUUCUCUUUUUUUCAUUAUCGAAGAAUCCUUAAAUGCUGAAGCUCUAAGAUGAAAACAGAGUUUCCUGUUGAAGAACAAUUUUCCUCCUUAAAUUAUGUAUUUUACUCUAGCAAAUUUGCUAUCAAAGAGUAAUACUUUCACGAUUAUAGAAAAAUGUCUUGUAAUUGCUAAUUGAGAGCAAAGAUUGAUUUCUAAACAACUAAUUUUAAUCAAAUUUAAUCAGUCACGUUUAGAACGAUUUAAUAAUUGUCCUUCGUACUUGAACGUCUACUAUUAGAAAUUCCUUUGUUAAUUAGAAAUAUCUUUAAUUCGACAAUUUUAUUAUCUUGGCGAUUUGAAAAUUAACGUUCGUUGAUUUUUGUACGUAUCCAGGAAUAAAUAGCGAUAAUUAGUCGAUAAGGAUGUUCUAAGGUAAUUCUUCGCUAUAAAGUAACGAUUAAAGUAACGAUAAGUUGGGUAUUCGUUAUUUAAAAAGCGGCUGCGAACGACGAAUUCCUCUUAUCACUCUUUUUUCCCAGCCGAUACCGUGGAUGAAACCGGGAGAGAAAAUUGCGCGACUCGAGAAAUGCAUUUCACGAUCCCUCGAUUCGUCGUCCCAACGAUGCGUUUUCCCGUUAAGGUGGAUGGUCGUCGAGUCGAGGACGUCGUUGUCGUCAAAGAUGACGCGUCGCGGAACGACCUGAUUUCCUUCUGAAAAAUCGCACCACUACCAUUCGAAAGUUAUAUGUCUCGAUCCACUAUAAUUUUUCGCGUUCAAAUCGUUUUAUAUUCAAAAAUUUAUUUCCUCUUAUCUAUCUGUGGUUUUCCUUGCUUUCGAGUUUCGGAAUAUUAUAUCGUAGAUUUACACGCGUGAAUUUUAAUUAAAACGCAAUGUUAAUUGUCCAAAGUAUUCUCCCAAUAUUCUUCCAAUUUCUUGAACUUUCCUUAGACUUUGUUUUUACGCAUUUUCAUCUUUGAUUCUCAUUAUGUAUUUUCAUCUGUCGUAGUUGCUAGAUCAGAUUUACUUCUAGCGCUUUUUCAAGUACUUUUCGUGCGCAUUCGAUUUACCCCCUUUGCGCUCCGAUUCUUUCAUUUGGCUAUCGCUACGUUAAAAUGUUGCUCGUCUGUCUCAGAAAGCAAAUGUAUUCUCGAUUAAAAAAUCAGGACGUAGUCUUUUACGUAAUUCCAUAAAUAAAUUGCCACUUUGCAUCUGUUAUCGCUCGUGUGAUAUUCACGAGCCUAAAUUCGAGGAAGUUCUUCUAAAAUAUGCUUAAGGACAUGACCCAAGUUUCCCAAAACGGGAUCAAAAUUAACUUUCUAAACUUCCAAAUUUACAAACACUGCCAGUGUACCGUCCCCCUAUAACACAGACGUACGCAAGAUAAUUCCUCCAUAAUGGAAGAUUUCUCUAUCUUGAAUAUUUCUAUGGUUUACUAUAAAUAAUAGAGAUAGUAAUUCUAUCGUAGAGUUAAUAUUGAUUUUUAUGUAAUGUGAUACUAUAAAGAAGAGAGAAAGAGAUGAAUGAAAAGACAGGAGGAGAUGGCAUUUCGUCCUGGAGCUACUAAUGGACUCAUUAGUAAGGUUUCCCAGGAGGCUCGUGCCUUAGACACGAGGACAGUACGACGGAGGUGACACACCGCGCUCCUCUGACGAUUCAGAGGACGCAUUUGCAUGAACAGGAUGCUUAGGCGACGAAUUUCAGAGAAUUGCCCUGUUGCCACGAAUUUCUCUGACGGCGAGUGUACAAGGACCACCGCAAUACAGUUUCCCAACUGACCACUAUUUUCCCUCAAUAAUGAAUCACUCGUGUCUUCUUCUUCCUCAUCUUCUGCGAUUCUUCAUCUAUAAUACGAAUACUCGAUAGAAAUUGACUGAUUUUUCUCCACUAUACAAAACCUUAAACCAUCUUGCUCGUUGCAUUGUUUGAAAGAAACAAUUUUGUUGAUACACUGCCCAUACCGGUGAUCUUUAAAUUUAAUUAAGAUUUAAAUUAAGAACCCCUGGGAUUCUGCCUCUUCGAUCGUGUUCAUAAAACUACCAGUUUGCGUAAAUAUCACCAAAGGACCAAGGAGUAUUCAGCUUAUCGUAACCUUAUGGACGUUUCAAUUUCUAUAAAUUUCGUACAAUUGGCGAAUUUCAGCUGAAUCGCUGCAAUUUUUUGUUCUUAAUAAACAAUUUUAUCGAUACACUGCCUACAUCGGUAAUCUUCGCCACACGCAUAUAUUUAUUCACUCCACCGUGGUCCAACAUAUUAAAAGAUGAAACAAAUCUUUUCAAUGAUUAAUUUAAACUAAGAUUUAAAUUAAGAACCCUGGAAUUCUGCUUCUUCGAUCGUGUUCGUAAAACUACGAGUUUGCCUAAAUAUCCAUCAAAGGACCAAGGGGUAUUCAGCUUAUCGUAAUCUUAUGGACGUUUCAAUUUCUAUAAACUUCGUGCAAUUGGCGAAUUUCAGCUGAAUCGCUGCAAUUUCUUUCUAUAAUAGCGAUAUUAAGAGAAUACAAAUUUUAUAACGUAACUUUACCCCCCCAAAAAAUAUUCCAAAUGAGAUAUCGCGUCAACGUUAUCAUUCAAACUUAAUUUGCUGAUAACCAAAACGAUCUGUCUUUUGAAAAUUCCCAUCUUGAAGUCGUCGAACCCUACAACUUCGAGAAUUCGUAAUCAAAAUUAACGUUUCGAAAGCGAAUCUCCGUAUCGCGAUCGGUAACUUGAGUCAUGCGACACGUUCAAAUGAAAGACGCUGCCGCAAAGGUGGAGAGAGCGCAAAGGGGUUGCUACUCAGCCUGUUCUCGGCAACUUGCAGCCAGAAAUCAGUCGAGUAAUCCUAUCCCACUGAAUCGAUCGGUGAGAGUGUAUCAUUCGCGAGUAUGCGAUGAAAGAAUAGAAGAGACGGCGGAAUAGGAGAAUUUAAUGGAGGUAAACGCGCGCAGAAAAUUCCGAGAAGCGCGGAAACGACGCGUGGGGUGUUCACGCGUACGCGAGUGCGAACGUGGGCAGAAUUUCGAACGCGGCUCUUAGUUGCUUCUCCUUGCCCCGCGCUCUUAUCGCGUAUCCUUUCUUUUUCCACGUCCAGAGCAGAGAAAUUAAAAAUCUCCGUUGCCACGUGCGCUUUUACAUUUACGACGCCGUAAUCUUUAAUUCUAUGCGGAAAGUGUUUUUCCGCGAUUCUCGCUUCUAUGAAAAUUCCACGGCAAUUUCACCUCUUGUCUCGCGACGUCAAGUCAUAAACUAUGCGAAAAUUACAGAUUUGAUUCGACAAGAGAAGGUUUCGUAAUGUUUGAAACAAUGGAUGGUUGGGAUUUUCAUUUUGGUUUCAAACCUGCAGAUUGUGGAAAUUGUGAACUUAUCUUUUAUCGAUAGGUGUUGUUAAGAUGUUGCGCUGGUAUUGAUGGUUACGUUAAUCUGAGACAAUUUUUGGUGGAAAAACACGUAUUAAUUUAUUAUAAUUCGAAUUAUUAAGAUCGUAAGGGAUCGUAAGGGGUUAAGCGAGAGUGGUUGCACUUUUAUCGGUUAAUUAACCCUCUAUAAUCAUCGCCCGUUUUGUUUUUCUUUUAGUUUUCGUAUAUGAUAAAAGAGGUUCCAGUUAAUCGUUGAGUUUUUGUUUCAAUGUAAUAAUUAUUUACUUAUAGGAGGCUAAAAAUUAUUACUAAUAAAUUGUUUAACAGUCGUUUUCUAAGAUGAUCGUUUGAUGGCUUAAGGAAAUAGAGUAAGAUUUAGAGAGUGUAGAUAUAUGAGUAAACAAUUUUUGAGUCUCAAUUUUACGGUGUUAUAGAGGGUGGAAGGAAUUUAAUUAGUGUUAUCUGUAAGAUUGUAAUUGUUACGUUUGACAAUGGAAUUUUUGGCGAAGGAAUUGUGCAAUGGAAGAGGAUAAUUACUGUGAUCAGUAAUGGAAAAUUCGUUCGAGGAAUUGGCUAAUUAAUCGAAGUAUGCGUGUGAUGAUAGAAGAGAAAUGGGAAGAGAAAGUAAUUAUUAUCACCGACUAUUUUACUAAAAAUAAUCGACGGACUAAGAAAACGACUCGUAGUUGAAGUUUCAGGCAACAAAUUGCCCGUCGACCAAUUCUUGUGCAAUAGAACAUGGACAGAGAAAAGGGAUGAAAGGAUCAGAUCUUUGAAGGCUGUUAGGGGAUAAGAAGCGCUGUUAAAAUGCUCUUCCUUGGAUUCUUUUCAUCAAAUCCAGAAAACGUAUCGUUGAUUUUCAAGAAUUCCGAUUUUCAACCGAUUCGUAGCAAAAAGAGCCGGGACGAGAAAAGAAUUUCCGCGUCUCUAACGAAAAGAAACGAAAAGUUGGUGAAUUUAAGUGGAAAAUCUCGGAUAAAACGUCUAAUUAAUUUUGUUAGAAGCUCGUUGAGAAUUUUAAACGGUGGAAAAGUAAAUCGAAGAUCUUGAAAACCGGCUGGAUACGAACGAUAAAAAGGAAUCCAAGCUUCUCGGGCAAAUGGAAAGAAUAUUCUCGUUCGGGAGCCCGAUUUAUAGUUUAAUCGCGUUUCCUUUGGUUAAGCCGCGACGAUGCAUUAACGAUGCUGCCAAAACCGGAAUACAAUACAUUUAUAACUGUACGUAGUACUUACUCGAUAGUAAAGUAGCGCGCCGAAUCGUGUUCAGAUUACCCACAAAUUUUCCAAAAUUCGUCUUUUCGUAUCUACGUCUCGAUGAAACGUGCCAUCGAUAAUACAAAAUUCGCAAAACAAAUUUUUCAAAUAUUUUCAUCGAAUAACAAUUUAUCCCUGUCCAUUGAUUUUGUUCCCACGUAUCACCAAAGAUAAGAGAGAGAAGUGGCUGCUCCGUUAGACAAUAAGAUUUACGCCCGAGGUAUUUUUGUUCUUUCAUUAUUCAAAUAAUAUUAUUCAGGAAAAUAAUCUUUUAAGGUGAUAAAAGAACGUCGAAUCAAGAAGCGGAAAGAUCUCAAGGACAUUUGUAAAGUCAACCGCUUUUCACCGUAAUUUUCAAUGACGAUUAUUUGUGGGCAAUCCGAAUGGAAGAAGAUGUGUUCUCUCCGGCAAUUUAGUCGAUCACUGUACCUAUGUAUUUGUUUAUCGAUAUCAUUAUACACUUACAGAUAUACAGACAGGUAUACAGACACACACGAGGCGAACUGGCUGUGAUUAUGUUAGUGUUACGAAACCUACGUCGACACGAUUAAUAAUUAUAAUAAUAAUAAUAAUAAUAAUAGUAAUGAUAAUACGAAUAUAUCUGUAAAUACAACCGACUAAUUGGAUAUAAAUAUAAAUACGAUUAUAUACGCUGUGAUUUGAUCACGGGCAUAUUUAACGGAGGGUUGUCACCUCUCCACUGUGUAUCGAAACAAUCGAUUGCCUGCAAUAAAGUCGAAAUCGUUCCACGAUU
Molecule: messenger RNA, 9568 nt
Organism: Bombus pyrosoma
Lineage: Eukaryota; Metazoa; Arthropoda; Insecta; Hymenoptera; Apidae
Gene: rho-6
Product: protein rhomboid
Exons: 7
Coding region: 346-1248 (300 amino acids)
Cellular component (GO): membrane
Molecular function (GO): serine-type endopeptidase activity
Source: RefSeq, a predicted model, not a curated record